AAUGCCAAAUCUCUUGAUACGGAUUAUAAUAGCAUGGCUUUAUGCCAUUGCCCUGCCAAUCUAUGCCUUAGGGCAGUCCAAGGACUGUGUCUUAUCAAAACAAUUGGACAAUCAAUGUGCCAGCUAUUGCUAUAAGGCCAUGAAACCUCUGCUGGAGAUGGCAAGUCAAUGCCAACAGAAGGAUGCAAAGCUGGUGGAUCUGGUGGAGCAGUUGGGAGAGUUGAAGCAGCAGUUGUCUGUCUACAAGGAAAGAGAGUCCAAGAACAAGGAACUACUCGAAAUGGCCGCAAAUGUAGUUGCUAUAAAAGAAAAACUUUCAAAUAUGGAAGUUAAAUUCCAAAAACAACUUGAACAACAGACAACGGAAACAGUAUUGAGAACGGAACCCAACAGCUGCUUAUCUUCGGGUAGAUCAUUCCAAAUUCAGAAGAUUAAAGUGGCUGGCAUGGAAGCGUUUUCAGUACCCUGCAAUAAUGAGUUGGUUGGUCACGGUUGGACAUUAAUCCAGCAACGCUUGAAUGGCAGCAGAAACUUCUACCGCGGUUGGGAUGAAUAUCGUGAGGGCUUCGGGGACUUUAAUGAUGAGUUCUUUAUCGGUCUGGAGAAGCUGCACCACAUGCUAGCCAGUCAGCCCCAUCAGUUAUAUAUAAGGAUGGAAAAUUGGAAGAGGCAAUUUAGUUAUGCCAAUUAUGACAACUUUGGAGUAGGUGCUGAAAGCUCUGAUUACAAGCUAUUGUCCCUGGGUAAGUAUUCAGGAGAUACCACAGAUGCGAUGCGAAGAAACGAGGGCAUGAAGUUCUCCACCUACGAUCGCGAUAAUGAUAUGUAUAACACUGAAAGCUGUGCACAAAUACUCAAAGAUGGCUGGUGGCAUGCUGCCUGCUCUGAUUGCAAUCUCAAUGGAAUAUAUAACGACGCAAAGUAUUGCAUCUAUUGGAACGUGAGGAACAUGAUCAGCAAUUUGGAUUGCCUUAAAACAGUGCAAAUAUUUAUUAAACCUAAAGCUAAUUAGAUAUGUGAAUUUCCAAAAUUUAAUUUAAGCCAAAGACAGUUUUAAAUGAUUUAAUUCACUGUUUUUGCCAAAUAUUCUGUUAUUUCUGAGUGUAAAGCUGAAGUAAAGCAAUUUAUUUAGAACGACAUAACAGAUUAAUACUUUUUAAUAUACCAGGUCUGUAAUAUCAAUUUUUAUUGACCAAAGAACAUGAAGAUUAGCUUGCAAUUUUUUCAAGAAUUUAAUCUACCACAUUUUCCAGCGAAAUUCAAUUUAAAUCCCCAACAUAAUCUUUUAAAGUUUAUCCGUAAUGUUUGUUAUGUCAAAUAAAAGAUGAAUUUAGCAAAA
Molecule: messenger RNA, 1339 nt
Organism: Drosophila innubila
Lineage: Eukaryota; Metazoa; Arthropoda; Insecta; Diptera; Drosophilidae
Product: fibrinogen-like protein A
Exons: 3
Coding region: 2-1012 (336 amino acids)
Source: RefSeq, a predicted model, not a curated record